AAACAAAACUCAGAGAUAUUAUAAUUUCGUCCAAAAUAUAAAAUUAAGGAUGAGAAUUUCUGAAAACGACGGACCCCAUUUCCAUCCAGCAAUGGUUUGGGGCUGCCAUUUUUGGAGCUCAGUCCAAGAUUAAUGGCUUCUCUCUGGAAACCUCCUAUUGCCUUCUUCUCCCCAAUCAGACCCACCUUUAACCCAUCAAAAAUGGCGUCCAAUCCCACCCACACCCUCCUCCGCGCCAACGAUCCUGACAUUGGCGGCGGCAGAAAAGUCUUCUCGUCUUCUCUUUCUGUGGCUACUGGCCGGAGCUCCGAUAGUGGUAGCAAAAGCACUGGGAAGCUUCCUGUUCUCCUCUUUGACAUCAUGGGUACCGUUGUUCGUGAUCCUUUCUAUGAUGAUGUUCCCGCCUUUUUCAGAAUGUCCAUGGAGGAACUACUUGAACUCAAGCACCCAACUAUAUGGUUAGAGUUUGAAAAGGGUAUGAUUGAUGAGGCAGAGCUGGAAAAAAGAUUCUUUAAAGAUGGGCGACCUGUAGAUUUUGAAGGCCUCAAAAACUGUAUGAAAAGUGGUUACUCCUACCUAGAAGGCAUUGAAGAAUUGCUAAAUGCACUAAAAGAGAGAAACUAUGAAAUGCAUGCCUUCACAAACUAUCCCAUUUGGUUCGUGAGAAAAGAAAUAGCAUGCCAUUUCUUGCAAUUAAAUGUUUCAUCAAUUUUUGUAAUUUCAUUUUGCAGGUAUGAAAUGAUCGAGGAGAAGUUAAAAAUCUCGAGAUAUCUAUCAUGGACAUUCUGCUCUUGUAAAAACGGGAAGAGGAAGCCGGAUCCUGAAUUCUACUUGGAAGCCGUGAGACAUCUUGAAGUCGAACCAGCUAGUUGUAUUUUCAUCGAUGACAGAAAGAAGAAUGUAGAAGCAGCAAAGGAAGUUGGCAUUGUUGGACUACAUUUCAGAAGUGCAGAUUUACUACUACAGGAUCUCUGUCUUCUAGGACUCGAUAUUUCAGCCGAUAACAUCGCCUAAAAUCGGGAUCGACAUAAAUACUACAAGCAUAAUCAUGGAGGUUCGUUUCUCUCUUUGUAAUUUCACCAUGGAAAAUAAAAUCAUCUUUCCUCUUGAUUCAAUUGUUCUUCAUGUUGGAAUUCUGUUCUUGAGAGUGUUACAGCUGGGAAUUCUUUUGUGGGAUCCUUUUACUGCACAAAAUGAAAAAACACUCAUUUGUAACUCAAUUCAAAUUAUGAUCAGAAUCAGCUGGGAUUAUAUCAAUUGGGCAUUUCUUCAUUAUGAUCUGUUUAUCGAUUUGGAAGAAAGGGCAUGAAUAUGGAAGCAAUAUCAAUAUCGUUUUUUUGUAAUGGUUAAAUCAUCACUGAAUUAAGGUGAUGGGAUUACGGUGAGGUUAAUCAUUUAUCAAUACUUGAACA
Momordica charantia (bitter melon) is the source of this 1412-nucleotide messenger RNA. The record is from RefSeq and is a predicted model, not a curated record. NCBI's taxonomy places the organism in Eukaryota, Viridiplantae, Streptophyta, Magnoliopsida, Cucurbitales, Cucurbitaceae.